Molecule: messenger RNA, 1963 nt
Organism: Zingiber officinale
Lineage: Eukaryota; Viridiplantae; Streptophyta; Magnoliopsida; Zingiberales; Zingiberaceae
Product: calcium-dependent protein kinase 12-like
Exons: 7
Coding region: 248-1747 (499 amino acids)
Biological process (GO): protein autophosphorylation; peptidyl-serine phosphorylation; intracellular signal transduction
Cellular component (GO): cytoplasm; nucleus
Molecular function (GO): ATP binding; calmodulin binding; calcium ion binding
Source: RefSeq, a predicted model, not a curated record
UCUCCCUCCCUCUCCGUCCAAGUCUUGUGGAGAAUAUCCAUUCCUUCGGCGUUCUUUAGCAGCAAUCACACUUUGAAUCUGUCCUUGCCGCGGCUGAAAAAGAAGAAAAGUUAGAUGCCAUCGCAACAGCGUAAAGAAAUUAAAGCACCAAGUGGAAAGGAAAGGAAAGGAAAGGAAAGGAUCAUUUGGAAAUCCUAUUUAAACCCAAGAAAAUCGAUGCCGCCAAUUCGCAAAUCGAUCUCGCGCAAUGGGGAAUUGCUUCACCAAGACGUACGAAAUCCCCAUCACCGCCGGCCCCGUGAAGGCGCCCCCGUCGGCCGCCAAAAAGCCGUCCUCGAAGCGAACGCCGUCGUCCGCGACGGCGGCGCCGAUAGGGCCGGUGCUGGAGAAGCCGAUGGUGGACGUGACGACCCUGUACGCCAUGGACAGGGAGCUGGGCCGCGGCCAGUUCGGGAUCACCUACCUGUGCACCGAGCGGUCGACCGGGCUCAAGUACGCGUGCAAGUCGGUGUCGAAGCGCAAGCUGGUGACCCGGCAAGACAUCGAGGACAUGCGGCGCGAGGUGAUGAUCCUGCAGCACCUCUCCGGGCAGCCCAACAUCGUGGAAUUCAAGGGCGCCUACGAGGACAAGGGCAGCGUGCACCUCGUGAUGGAGCUCUGCUCCGGCGGCGAGCUCUUCGACCGGAUCACCGCCAAGGGGAGCUACUCGGAGCGCGAGGCCGCCGCAGUGUUCAGGGACAUUGUUAACGUGGUGAACGCGUGCCACUUCAUGGGCGUCAUGCACCGGGACCUCAAGCCGGAGAACUUCCUGCUGGUGAGCAAGAAGGAGGACUCGCCGCUCAAGGCCACCGACUUCGGCCUCUCCGUCUUCAUCGAGGAGAAGAGAGUGUACAAGGACAUCGUCGGCAGCGCCUACUACGUCGCGCCGGAGGUGCUGGAAAAGAACUACGGGAAGGAGAUCGACGUGUGGAGCGCCGGAGUCAUACUGUACAUCCUCUUAUCCGGAGUUCCUCCAUUUUGGGCAGAAACGGAAAAAGGUAUUUUCGAUGCGAUUUUAGAAGGAUACAUCGACUUCACAAGUCAGCCAUGGCCUAACAUAUCCGAAGGUGCCAAGCAACUCAUCAGAAGGAUGUUGACGAGGGACCCCAAGAAGCGAAUCACCGCAGCCCAAGCUCUCGAGCAUUCGUGGCUAAAAGAAGGUGGAGAAGCAUCUGAUAAACCCAUCGACAGUGCGGUUCUACUCAGAAUGAAGCAGUUCAGAGCAAUGAACAAACUCAAGAAACUGGCCUUGAAGGUUAUCGCGGAGAAUCUCGAGGAAGAGGAUAUCGUAGGAUUGAAACAGAUGUUUAACAACAUCGAUACUGAUCGGAGUGGCACAAUCACGAUGGAAGAACUCAAGGUCGGACUGAAAAAGCUCGGAUCGAAAUUGUCUGAAGCUGAAAUCAAGCAACUUAUGGAUUCAGCCGAUGUGGAUAAGAGUGGGACGAUCGACUAUCAUGAGUUCGUCGCUGCUACUCUUCAUCGACAUAAGCUAGAUAACGAAGUGAACUUGUUGAAGGCCUUUGAACACUUCGACAUAGAUGGCAAUGGGUACAUCACGAGACAAGAACUGAAACAGGCCAUGGCAGUGUAUGGAUUGGGUGAUGAAGCCACUAUCAAUGAAGUACUUGAUGAAGUCGAUACUGAUAGAGAUGGUAGAAUCAAUUAUGAAGAAUUUAAAGCAAUGAUGACAAAAGGGCAUACAUGAUUCUGAUUUCUGCAGAGAAAUUAAGUUAGAGAUAUCCAACAUGCAUAUAGAGGGUCCAUCACAAUAAAUGAAGCAUCUUGACGUGUGUAUCUGUUAAGCUAAAUAAUGAUGAUCUUUUCAGUUUCAAGUAUAAUUGUAUAAAUUUCAGCUCGCCAUUUGCACUGAAAAGAAAAGAAUACUCGAGCUUUUAAUGUUAUGCCAGUGAAAUGUUCACAA